UUGAUCCGCCAGCAGCAUUUAGGGAGCCAGCUUGACUCUGUGUUGAGUAGAUCCCAAAAAUUGUAGUGCACAAAGUGCUCCUUUAGCUGGUGGAUCUGUUCCCUCAGAAAGUGAAUAUGCUUCAUGUAACCAAUUAGUUGUUAGUCAGCUGAAGUGUCUCAUUAUUCUCGUUUUACUGAUUUUUCAUUAUUUGUAGAAAUUAUGACUCACUUACGGAACAAAGUUGCGGUGAUGAGUACCUUUGCUUUAGGCUGCCUCAUUACAUUCAUCGUGUUGACUGUUAAUGAUGUUCUUAAGAACGUAGUGGAAGACCACAUCAAAGAGCAUACGAAGCUGAAGCUGAACAGUGAGGCGUAUAAGAACUGGAAGGACCCUCCCGUUCCCGUCUAUAUGCAGAUCUUCUUCUUCCAUAUUGAAAACCCAGAAGAAAUACUUAAGGGCAACCAGCCCAUGGUGAGGGAAGUUGGACCCUACACAUACUUGGAGCUCAGACACAGGUCUAAUGUGUUACUAUUUGAUAAUGCCACAAUCUCUGCUGCUACUCAGAAAAGUUUUAUAUUCCAACCGGCUAUGUCUGUAGGUGACCCCAGAGUCGAUGUCAUUACAACAAUCAACAUUCCCUUUGUAGCUCUGCUGGAAUCAUUAAAACACAGCGGUGCAUCCCGGAAAAUCUUCCUUUCCUUCUUGUUUGCCUUGAAGAGCAGCGCGAUCUUUCAGACUCACAGUGUGGAUGAGCUGCUGUGGGGUUACGAGGAUCCUCUGCUGAGACUGGGUCACAAACUCCUGCCAGCCUUUUUUCCCAGCAACCGAUUUGGUCUUUUCUAUGGUCUCAAUGGAACAGAUGAUGGAGAGUAUUUAUUUAGCACUGGCAAAAAAGAUUACAUGGAUUUCAGCAAAAUAUUAAUGUGGAAAGGACAAAGAUCACUUAACUGGUGGGCAUCGAAUACCUCCAACAUGAUCAAUGGAACAGAUGGAGCUACCUUCCACCCGCUAAUAAAAAAAGACGAAUCCCUCUACAUUUUUGCUCCUGAUAUUUGCAGGUCUCUGUACUUGACGUUUGAAAAAGAAGUUCAGGUGAAAGGAAUCAGUGCAUAUCGGUUCACUGUUCCCAAAGAGAUUUUUGCAAUUGACAAUCUCAGUAUCGAAGGAUUUUGUCCAGCAAUGAACUGCCAUCUGUCUGGAGUCCUGAACAUCAGCGUCUGCAAGCAAGGAGUUCCUAUCUUCAUAUCAUCUCCUCAUUUUUACAACGGGGAUGAGAAAUUAGUGAGUGACAUAGUCGGAAUGAAACCUGAUAUGGAAGCUCAUCAAACGUUUCUCGACUUAGAACCAAUGACUGGUAUCCCUAUCCGAGCAGCCAAGAGAAUGCAGCUCAACAUCCACAUCCAGGCCGUGGACUAUAUAUUCCAAACUGGUCGAAUAAGGACGAUGCUCUUACCAGUUGUUUUUUUAAAUGAGAAUGCUGUGAUUGAUGACAAAUCAGCUGUUAAAUUGAAAUGGGCGCUACAUAUUAUAAAGGUUGUGUUCUACAUUCCUUACAUUAUCCUAUGGGUUGGAAUCCUGCUAUUUUUGAUUUCUCUUACUCUCAUCUUUGUCAUGUGCAGAUGCAAAGAGAAUAAGGAAUAUACACCUGUAGCUUUAAAAUUGCCAAAUAUCAAAACGCACUGAUGGACAUCGGACCUUGUGUGUUGCUGAAAUUACACAGCUAUGUUGAUUAGAAGUCCAGCCUAAUUUCAGAGCUAUAGUGACUAUAUAUUGGAAUGGACAAACACAGAUUAUUUGACAGAUUGUGUGUUAAUAGAAUCAGUUACCAGUAAUAUUUAAAUGUAUUGUUUUCCAGGCAGUACAACUACAGUUAUGAACUGGAUAAUUCAUAAUUUAAAAAACAGAAUAAAAUGAACCAGUCAUGUUUCAAAAACAAAAUAUAAUUUCUAAUGAUUGGAUACUUGGUAAAAUCACUUCAAACAUAUCAUUUUGAUUUGCUUUCUUUAAACAUUUUCCAAGGCACACUGUAUUGUCUGUAGGGUCAAGUACAUUGUUGCCUUAAUAUAAAACACAAUCAUAGAACAUAGAAUAGUACAGCACAUUACAGGCCCUUCGGCCCACAAUGUUGUGCCGACCUUCAAACCUUGCCUCCCAUAUAACCCCCCAUAUUAAAUUCCUCCAUAUACCUGUCUAGUAGUCUCUUAAACUUCACGAGUGUAUCUGCCUCCACCACUGACUCAGGCAGUGCAUUCCACGCACCAACCACUCUCUGAGUAAAAAAACCUUCCUCUAAUAUCCCCCUUGAACUUCCCACCCCUUACCUUAAAGCCAUGUCCUCUUGUAUUGAGCAGUGGUGCCCUGAGGAAGAGGCGCUGGCUAUCCACUCUAUCUAUUCCUCUUAUUAUCUUGUAUACCUCUAUCAUGUCUCCUCUCAUCCUCCUUCUCUCCAAAGAGUAAAGCCCUAGCUCCCUUAAUCUCUGAUCAUAAUGCAUUCUCUCUAAACCAGGCGGCAUCCUGGUAAAUCUCCUCUGUACCCUUUCCAAUGCUUCCACGUCCUUCCUAUAGUGAGGCGACCAGAACUGGACGCAGUACUCCAAGUGUGGCCUAACCAGAGUUUUAUAGAGCUGCAUCAUUACAUCGCGACUCUUAAACUCUAUCUCUCGACUUAUGAAAGCUAACACCCCAUAAGCUUUCUUAACUACCCUAUCCACCUGUGAGGCAACUUUUCGAUUGGAAGAAAUAGAUUCUACCAGAGUUUCAGCAUGUAACUACAGUGCCUAUAAAAAGUAUUCACACUCCCUCCCCCGGGAAGUUUUCAUGUUUUAGUGUUUUACAACAUUGAAUCACAGUGGAUUUAAUUUGGCUUUUUUGACACUGGUCAACAGAAAAAGACUUUUGUGUCAAAGUGAAAACAAAGCAAUCUAAAUUAAUUACAAAUAUAAAACACAAAAUAAUUGAUUACAUAAUUAUUCACCCCCUUCAAGUCAGUAUUUAGUAGAUGCACCGUUGGCAGCAAUUACAGCCUUGAGUCUGUGUGGAUAGGUCUCAAUCAGCUUUGCACAUCUGGACACUGCAAUUUUUCCCCAUUCUUUACAAACUGCUCAAUCUCUCUCAGAUUGCAUGAGUGAACAGCCCUUUUCAAGUCCAGCCACAAAACCUCUAUUGGAUUGAGGUCUGGACUCUGACUUGGCCACUCCAGGACAUUCACUUUGUUGUUUUUAAGCCAUUCCUGUGUAGCUUUGGCUUUAUGCUUGGGCUCAUUGUCUUGCUGGAAAACAAAUCUACUCCAAGUCAUGGUUUUCUUGCAGAUUGUAUCAGGUUUUCCUCCAGGAUUUCCCUGUAUUUUGCUGCAUUCAUUUUACCUUCUACCUUCACAAGCCUUCCAGGGUCUGCUGCAGUGAAGCACCACCACAGCAUGAUGCAGCCACCACCAUGCUUCACGGUAGGGAUGGUGUGUUUUUGAUGAUGUGCAAUGUUUGGCUUAUACCAAACAUAGCAUUUAAUCUGUUGGCCAAAAAGCUCAAAUUUGGUUUCAGAGUCUCCCACAUGCCUUCUGGUAAAUUCUAGCCAAGAUUUCGUGUGAGAAUAUUUCAACAGUGGCUUUCUUUGCCUCUCUCCCAUAAAGCUGCAACAGGUGAAACACCCAGGCAACAGUCGUUGUACGUGCAGCCAUUUCAACACUGAAGUUUGUAACUCCUCCAGAGCUGUCAUAGGUCUCUUGGUGGCCUCACUCACUAGUACCCUUCUUGCACGGUCACUCAGUUUUUGAGGACGGCCUGCUCAAGACAGAUUUACAGCUGUGCCAUAGUCUUUCAAUUUCUUGAUGAUUGACUUAACUGUACUCCAAGGGAUAUUCAGUGACUUGGAAAUGUUCUUGUAUCCAUCUCCUGACUGGUGCUUUUCAAUAUGCUGUUUGCAGAGUUGCUUGGAGUGCUCUUUUGUCAUCAUUGUGCAGUUUUUGCCAGGAUGCUAACUCAUCAGCAAUUGGACCUUCCAGAUACAGGUGUAUUUUUACUACAAUCAAUUGAAACACCUUGACUGCACACAGGUCUCCAAAAACAGAUCUCAAUUUAACUAAUUAUGUGACUUCUAAAACCAACUGACUGCACCAGUGAUGAUUUGGUGUGUCACAUUAAAGACUUAUGUAGUCAAUUACUUUGUGUUUUAUAUUUGUAAUUAAUUUAAAUCACUUUGUAGAAAUCUGUUUCCACUUUGACAUGAAAAAGUCUUUUUCUAUUGAUCAGUGUCAAAAAAGCCAAAUUAAAUCCACUGUGAUUCAAUGUUGUAAAACAGUAAAACAUGAAAACUUCCAAAUACUUUGUAAUCAGCUCUAUAACUCCAGGUGUUGAUUCAUGCCCUGAGCUCACCUGCUUUUCCUAUGAAACUUCUUCCAUUGAAGUACAUUGUUAAUGUGAGAAGUAAACGACUCAAAUUUUAGACCCUUGGUUACAUUUGGAUACUUUUUAUAGGCACUGUAAAUGCAUUGACAUCUAGAAGUUGCUUUUGUAUUCAGGAACCCAAACUGCUCACCAAGAAUGAGGCACAGUCUAUAGAUCAUGCUCUUGAAACAGUGUCAGAAGAACAUGGAAUCUCCUUUCUAAAAUCACAUUCACUUUCCAAAAGUUUAAAUCAAUCCAUUAGUUGUUAGCCCUUUGCCAAGAUCUUUGGUGAGACAAAAUAAGUGCAUGGAUCUUCUCCACAGUUUGGAGUCAUCCAGGCAGAUCACUCCAUAAAUAAUUACAUUGCGGCAAUACAAAGGGAAAACAGUGCAGAAUGUAGUGUUACAGCAGCUGAGAAAGUGCAGCGCGGGCAUAGGAAUAAAGUGCAAGGGCUAUGACAAGGUAGAUUUGGCGAUCGAGAGUUCAUCUUUUAGUGUACAAGGGGUUUAUUCAACAGAGGGAUAGAGGCUGUCCUUGAGAAUGUACAUACAUUCCCAAGUUCUUGCAUCUCCUGCCUGAUGGGUGAUGGAAGAAGAAAGAAUGGCAAGGGUGGGGUGGGGCAGCUUUGGUUAUGUAAACUGCUUUUCCCAGGCGGUGAGCAGUGCAGAUAGAGUUCAUGGAGAGGAGUCUGGCUUUUGUAAUGGAUUAGCUGUGUAUAUAGCUCUCUGCUGUUUUUACAGCCUUCAGCAGAGCAGCUGCCAUACCACACUGUGAUGCAUCUUGAACUGAUGUUUAUUUUGAUGAAUAUUAUGGUGGCGGAUACAGAAAUGAUAGGGAAAUAAAAGUCCGGUGCCAACUCUACCUUGAGAGUGAUGCCGAGGUACAUUUGCCAGUUUGAAGGACGGAGAUCAAAAGCAAUAAGCUGCAGCUAUAGAAGAUCUGAAAUAAAAGCAGGAAUGCUGCAGGUAUCAGCAGGUCAGGCAAUAUCUGCAGAGAAAGAAAUAGGUUAAUAAAUCAAAUCAAUAGACAGGAAACAGUGGUUGCAACUAAAAUAAGGACAAUAAAGUUAAAAGUACACUUACUAACAAUGAAUACCAUACGCUAUCAAACUAUGAAUACCAAACACCAUCUAACAAUGAAUACCCUAUACAAUCUAACAAUGAAUACUUUGCACUAUCUAGAAAUGAAUGCCAUACACCAUCCAGAAAUGAAUACCAUACACAGUAAAGAAAUGAAUACCAUACACCAUCUAGAAUUGAAUACAAUACACGGUCUAAGAAUGAAUACCAUACACCAUCUUUGUAGAAAUGAAUACCAUGAACCAUCUAACAGUGAAUAUGAUACACCAUCUAACAAUAAAUACCAUAAACUAUCUAGAAAUGAAUACCAUACACCAUCUGACAAUGAAUACCAUGUACCAUCGAACAGUGAAUAACACCAUCUAGAAAUGAAUACCAUGAACCAUCUAACAAUGAAUACCAUGCACCAUCUAACAAUGAAUACCAUACACCGUUGAGAAAUGAAUACCAUACACCAUCUAGAAAUGAAUACCAUACACCAUCUAGAAAUGAAGACCAUACACCAUCCAGAAAUGAAUACCAUACACCAUCUAGAAAUGAAGACCAUACACCAUCUAGAAAUGAAGACCAUACACCAUAUAACAAUGAAUACCAUACACCAUCUAACAAUGAAUAUCAUACACCAUCUAAUAAUGAAUAGCAUACAUCGUCUAGAAAUGAAUACCAUACACCAUCUAACAACAAAUACCGUACACCGUCUAACAACGAAUACCGAAAACCAUCUAACAAUGAAUAUCAUACACCAUCUUGAAAUGAAUACCAUACAUCAACUAGAAAUGAAUGCCAUACGCUAUUUAGAAAUGAAUACCACACACCAUGGAGAAAUGAAUACCAUACACUGUCGGGGAAUGAAUACCAUGCACCGUUGAGAAAUGAAUACCCCCAUGCACCGUCUAACAACGAAUACCAUACACCGUCUAAGAACGAGUACCAUACACAACCUAACAAUGAAAUCCAUGCAUCAUCUGGAAAUGAAUACCAUAAACCAUCUAACAAUGAAUACCAUACAUCAUCUAGAAAUGAAUACCGUACACCAUCGAGAAAUGAAUAACAUACACCAUCUAACAACGAAUAGGAUACAUCAUCUAACAAUGAAUACCAUAUACCAUCUAACAAUCAAUACCAUACACCAUAGAGAAAUGAAUACCAUAUGCCAUCGAGAAAUGAAUAACAUACACUGUCGAGAAAUGAAUACCAUACACCAUCUAGAAAUUAAUACCAUACACCGUCUAACAAUGAAUACCAUACACCGUAUAACAAUGAAUACUAUACAUCAUCUAACAAUGAAUACCAUACAUCAUCUAACAAUGAAUACCAUACACCACCUUGUAUGAAUACCAUAAACCAUCCUGAAAUGAAUACCAUACACCAUUUUGUAAUGAAUACCAUACACCAUCCUGAAAUGAAUACCAUACACCAUUUUGUAAUGAAUACCAUACACCAUUAUGAAAUGAAUACCAUACACCAUCUAGAAAUGAACACCAUACACCAUCUAGAAAUGAAUACCAUACACCAUCUAGAAAUGAAUACCAUACACCAUCUAGAAAUGAACACCAUACACCAUCUAGAAAUGAAUACCAUACACCAUCCAGAAAUGAAUACCAUACACCAUCCAGAAAUGAAUACCAUACACCAUCUAACAAUGAAUACCAUACACCAUCUAAAAAUGAAUACCAUACACCGUCUAGAAAUGAAUACCAUACACCAUCGAGGAAUGAACACCAUACACCAUCUAACAAUGAAUACCAUUCUCCAUCUAACAAUGAAUACCAUACACUGUCUAACAACGAAUACCAUACACCAGCUAACAAUGACUACCAUACACCACCUUGUAUGAAUAUCAUAAACCAUCCUGAAAUGAAUACCAUACACCAUUUUGUAAUGAAUACCAUACACCAUCGUGAAAUGAAUACCGUACACCAUCUAACAAUGAAUACCAUACACCAUCUAAAAAUGAAUAACACCAUCUAGAAAUGAACACCAUACACCAUCUAACAAUGAAUAACACCAUUUAACAAUGAAUACCAUACACCAUUUAGAAAUGCAUCUUCUUGCAGGCAGCCGUAAAGCAAAGAAGGAAUAGAGUCCAUGUAAAGCCCCACACCACAAGGACAGAUACACAUCUAAUCUGCGAAAAAGCCCCACACCACAAGGGCAGACACACAUCUAAUCUGUGAAAAAGCAAGAACAAAUCAUGGAAACAGUAAAAAAGCAAACAAACAAUCGACAGAACGUGAACUACAGGAUCCCUGAAAGUAAGUUUAGAAAAAUAGUUACGGUCUUUGCAAAAACUACAUGGAAGAAACUCCCGCUUAUCCAGUGUUCGAUGUUAUAGAUAAUGGAGGGACUGAUUGAGUCAGUGGUAAGUUAAAACUGGUUGCCUUGAAUAUAUGUGUGAUGAAAGACACUAUACUCUUCCUUGGGUGAUGUAACUGAGGGAACCACAUGGAUAAAGAUGGAAUCACCAAACAAUUGAUACUAGACCGUAGAAUCGUCAUAGCGAUAUUUGAUUCUGCGCUUUGCGCAGAACUGUACUCCACUUUGUGCAAAUAUAGAAUGGUAUUAAAGGAUUGCAGAUUUCAUGGUCUCUUCAAUAUUUUCCUUACUUUACUGGGGAGGUAUUAUUUGCUGGUGCUGACUAGUAUUCCCUCUCAUAUGUGUCAAGCUUCACAGUAGAUUGCAACCUUCUAGCUUGCUAUUUUAUUCAGAUUCAGGGUAACUUCUUCGCUGAUUCACUGCUGUUUAAUUCUUGCCAACCAUCAUUUACCAAUCCAGCUCUGAGUGUGUGCGUUUUCUUUCACAUUCCAAAGACGAAUGAUUCGAGUUACCAUGUUGUAGGCAUGCUAGGUUGGCGCCAGAAGCAUGGCGAAACUUAUGGGCACAUUUCUCGUGCGUUUGAUUCAACACGAGUGAUGCACUUCACUGUAUAUUUAGUACAUGUGCCAAAUAAAGCU
This is a messenger RNA of Mobula hypostoma (lesser devil ray), 8394 nucleotides long. Its product is annotated as lysosome membrane protein 2-like. Bases 202 to 1665 code for a protein of 487 amino acids. Gene Ontology annotation, cellular component: plasma membrane; lysosome; cytoplasm. The transcript is spliced from 12 exons. The record is from RefSeq and is a predicted model, not a curated record. NCBI's taxonomy places the organism in Eukaryota, Metazoa, Chordata, Chondrichthyes, Myliobatiformes, Myliobatidae. Gene Ontology annotation, biological process: receptor-mediated endocytosis; protein targeting to lysosome. Gene Ontology annotation, molecular function: scavenger receptor activity.